Molecule: messenger RNA, 9768 nt
Organism: Porites evermanni
Lineage: Eukaryota; Metazoa; Cnidaria; Anthozoa; Scleractinia; Poritidae
Source: the annotation of a GenBank genome assembly
GGAAGAUGGCGGUCGAAGAAGAAGAAACCUGAACUUCUUCCCAUUUUGUUUCCUUAAUUGUCAGAUUUAAACUUCGUAUGACAAAGGAUACACCGUUUUCAACAGGAGUAAAAUCUUACCAGUGAUCAUUCUAACAAUCUUUAGGUUAUUUUGUCGUAAAAAGCGCGUGUACAAACAGAGAUGAUUUCGCAAGAUUUGACCGGCUCACCAAACUUUAUACCAUGAACGAGAAGUUCUUUAAUUUUCAUCCGUAUCUUGCAUUGUAUAAACAGCGAAAAUAAGCAUUCAGAGAUAGAGAAGACAUUGUCACUUGGUCAGCAAGGUAAGAAAACCGCAUUUCUUCUCAGAGGCCUGACCGGCCACAAUGAAUUUACAUUGUACUCUUGCUUAGUUACUUAAUAAUAAGCCCCGGCCACAAAAAGCUUAAUUUUACCUCCUUUAGCUGCUUCCAUUUUUUUUUAAUUUUAGGUUUUUCCUUCGUGCAGCAAUUACUAAUACCAGGUAAAAUGGCUCUAGAGUUAAAAUUUGAGGAAUAAAUCCAUUUAAAAAUUACUUAGAAAUUUUGAUGGGACGUCUUAGCAACAAUACUUUUAAGUAAAUUUACUGACUUUACCUCUGGAAUGUUAUUUCCCGAGUUAAGACUUAAAAGUCUCUGUUGGCAAAUAGAAAUUAUAUGCUUAAGCAGGUGUGGCAGCUACAAACAAAAGAAGUGCAAUAGAUGAGGUUAAUCUUGUAUUUCGCUGAGUGCCAAUCUCUAACAAUGCAAACCUGUGGAUGUCCCAACAUCAGUCCAUUCCAUGCCCAAAAUGCCAAAUGGAACCACUCCUCCAAAUCAGCCACUUUCCACUUCUUCUUUAGAAUAUACAUAACAAUCUGAGGCACUUUUAUCAUGGUUUUUAGUUGGUUGUAAGCCUUAAUCCAUCCAGUCCCCUUCACUAGCCUCACAAGAAUCUUAAUAUGAAUAAGGUAGAGUUUCAAGGAAGAAGAAGAAGAAUCUUCUUUAUUCCUCAUAAUGGCAAAAAAGCAUGGGUAACCAGCCUUUGUUGAAAGGAGUAAGAAAGUUACUUGAAUAAUAUAAUGAUUUUUUUGGUUUUGAUAAAAUUAUUACUUCCUGAUUGAGAGAUUUGUUCUUUAUACGGGAUUUUGUUCUCCUUACUGGUAGCUAUUCCCACAGAUGUUCUUUUGGCUCAUCACGCAAUUGUCCCCACAAAUGGCAGGAACGUGUGACAAACCUCUAACAACAUUUGCAUGGGAGGCUACCUUACUGGAGACUUAUAGGAGAUAUAUUCUCAAUAAUGGUACACUUGGCUAAAUCUGGGAGAGUUUCACUGUUAGAUGUGUUAAAGCGAUCACCAGUAUGUUUACACCUUGUUAGUCUCCUGACAAGCCAUUUGUGGGAUUGUCACACAAUACUCCUCCCCUCAACAUUGAGGAGCAUUGAGUGAUGACCCUGGUUUCGCACACCUGGGAAGGGUACUUCAGGAAUUUCUGGGUGGGGAUGUGCCACUGGGACCCUGGAACCCUUAACGUAUACCAGAGCUAGUUCAGCUGAAUUUUGCUACCCUAUACUAGAGUAAACUCCCCUAAUCCCCCCUAUCCUACCACAAUCCCUAGUCUAGAUAAAAUAUUCAACCAACUGAUCAGUUUCCUGAAAAAUAAUACCCUAUUCUAGACCCAAACGCUCUGAUUCAUAUACCGUAUCCUAGAGUAAACUGCUUGAAAACCAUACCCUUCACAGUGGCACAUACCAGUAUAGCCCAUAUAUGGCAGUACCCCCCGGGGUUUCGCACUAGUGUCAUGUUCUUGUUGUUCAGAGGUGUUGUUAGAUCCUCUUCUUGUAUUUGUGUAUACUACCCUGUUUGGACAACCCAGUUGAGUGAUAUCAGUGGGUUUUUUUUUGUUUACUAUGAGUACGAACAUUUGUAGCUGUUUCUAGAAUAGUGCAGUGGAGAAACACAAACUCUUCCAAAGUGUAAUAAUAUUUGUAGAAGGGACAGGGAUAAGGGGAUUAGAGUCAUUCUCUGCUUAUAUGAAACUAUACCAACAGCAACAUUAUUUGUUGUUCUUUGUACUUAAGCAGCUCAUGGUAACCUUGAAAAGAAUACCCAUGUUUUAAUUACAUAAAUUAUGAACAACAGUAAAAAAAACUAACAAAAGAAAAAACGUAACACCUGCUUAUAUUUGAAAUUAUUGUUAUGAAAUAACUUGAUUGGAUCUGCCUAGUUUUGCUCUCAGAUUUGGACCCAUGAGAUUACAGUAUAGUUUUCUGCUAAAUGAAUACUCUUGACAGUUGGGAUAAACAUGCACCGUAGAUAAAUGUCACAGAUAUUCUUCUCAACUUGAGAUAGUAGUCUGAUAACUCUCAAAAGUCUUAGUGAAAAAGGUCUCAUUUUUUGCUUUUAUUUUGGUAUAUAAAAUUUUAAUCAUAACCACAACAUGGUAUUGUUGAGAAACUCGAAAGCUCAGCAUGAAAAAAUAAAUCCUGAGUUUAUUUUUUAGAACUUUUUUGUUUUGAACUGUAGUUAUAUAUGUAUAACAUAUUUUUAGUUGACAUAUUAAAUUUGGUGUACUUUUUAAGUAGAUUCGUCUUCACUGAUGUUUUGUGUUUGUUAUGGCAACCAUGAAAUGGUGUAAAUAAUAAAUUGAAAGUGCAAGUAUUUUUUAAUCUACUUGAAAUAAAUCAACUUAUAAUGCAUUUAAAUUGUAAUUCUUUACACGGUGAAAAAUGGCUGUUCUUUAUUUUUUGCAUUAUCCUCAACUAUAUGUAAGGUGUGGAAAUGAUCCCGCUGUGCUGUUGUGUGUAUAAUUUAUAAAGGCUUGACUGUGCUACAGUGAAUAUUUAAGUGUUGAGAUUUUCAUUGUUCAUUUAUUAAAAUUGUGGAGAUUUGAGAAAAUUUGAACUGUUUGCAGUUUGAUUUAAUCAGAUUUUAAUUCAUAAUGCCUUAUUUUUCAUUAGCCCUAGAUCAACAUGGCUGAAGCAGUUAAAGUUAUUGUACGCUGUAGACCUCUCAACCGGCGUGAAAAGGACCUCAACUGUGAAGUUGUGGUACAAAUGGACUCAUCCACUGGACAAUGCGCAUUAUCCAAACCUGGUGAGAAAUCACAGCCUCCCAAAACAUUCACAUUCGACGGUGCAUAUUACAUGGACUCUACAACUGAAACCAUCUACAAUGAAAUCUGUUUCCCAUUGGUUGAUGGUGUAUUGGAAGGUUAUAAUGGUACUGUAUUUGCCUAUGGCCAGACAGGUUGUGGAAAGUCAUUUAGUAUGCAAGGAAUCACUGAUCCACCAACACAGAGAGGUGUAAUCCCGCGUGCAUUUGAACAUAUAUUUGAUGCAAUUCAAGUUGCUGAGAAUGCAAAGUUCUUGGUGCAUGCUUCAUACCUGGAAAUUUAUAAUGAGGAAAUAAGGGAUCUCCUGGGGAAGGAUCAUAAACACAAGUUAGAGCUAAAAGAACAUCCCGAGAGAGGAGUCUAUGUGAAGGACCUGACAAUGCACCCUGUACACAGCGUAGCAGAGAUGGAGAAAGUCAUGGAUCUGGGAGGUAAAAACCGAUCGGUGGGUGCCACACUCAUGAAUGCUGAUUCGUCAAGAUCUCAUUCAAUAUUUACCAUCAAUAUUGAAAUCAUGGAGGCAGGUAAUGAGAGUGGUGAGCAUAUCAGAGCAGGGAAGCUUAACCUAGUGGACUUGGCAGGAAGUGAAAGGCAGGCAAAAACUGGUGCUACUGGUGACCGACUCAAAGAAGCCACAAAAAUUAAUCUGUCACUUUCUGCCUUGGGAAAUGUUAUAUCGGCACUAGUUGAUGGAAAGUCAAGUCACAUCCCUUACCGUGAUUCCAAGUUAACCAGACUGCUUCAGGUAUAUACAUGUAAAAGUCAUUGUAUAGGUGUUAAAAAUUUGCUAAUUUAUUUAAUUUACCAAGCUGGCAGCAUUUCAGUUGAAGUGUAUAAGAGGAGCACCAGACUAAGGUGGAUGCCUAAGCAGGGGUGGACUUGAAAAGCACUCUAGCAACAAAACCUGACACCUUUCUGGUUUCUUUGGUCGCAGUUAUGUCAAUCUUUUCCUUGGUAGUUAAUGAAUGUGUGUUUGGAAUGCGCAAGGUGAAAGAGAAAACAAUAAUAUGGCUAAUUCUAUGAAUGCUCUUAACCUUGGUAAUCAAACUUGAAUAUUCUACUCUCAGAUUUUAGUCUUGUAGCUUUUGAUUGUACUGCACAGUGUCCAUCAGCAAUAAAUGCUCAGUAUUGUCACGGGAAUUAGUCAUGUGACAACAAAUAAUAAAUUAAAAGUUGCAGAAAAUUGCAGGAAGCAACCCCUCAUCUCUGAUCUCUCAUCUCUUAUUGCUGAUGAAAACUGUAUGAUACAGUCAACAGCUACAAGGCAAAAAUCUUAGACUUUGAGACUAGAAUUAAUUUUUUCAAUGAUAUGGCUGUCCUCUAGCAGAGCAUCCAAUGGCCCCAGGUGACUUACUUAAUUCAGCCUUUGCUGAGGUGACUACGAAAUCUAAGUUUUUGCAAUGACUGCAAAACCUUAGAUAUUUUAUUAUAAUACUGAGCACCCUUGCAAUGGUUGAUAUCACGAUUAACUUUUAAGUUGAGUAGAUCAAGGCAUGGCUAUGUGAGCAUGUUGUUUCCCAAGACAAGAAACCCUCCUUAACCUGUUUACAGUGGGUGGGAAUUAACUUCAGAGUGCACUGUAAUCUCUAACGGUGUGGGUAGCCUGUGCAUUACCUACUUACUAUGUACCUAUUGAUAAUUUUUUUGUAGGAUUCCUUGGGUGGCAACACCAAGACACUGAUGGUUGCAUGUCUGAGUCCAGCAGACAACAACUAUGACGAGACGCUGAGUACACUGCGGUAUGCAAAUCGUGCGAAAAACAUUAAGAACAAACCUAAGAUUAAUGAAGAUCCAAAAGAUGCACUGUUGAGGCAGUAUCAAGAGGAGAUUCAGAAAUUAAAAGCUAUGCUGAUGGGGCAGAUGGAAGUUCCAGCUGAUUUAACGACAUCAGGUAUAAAAAUCACCUGUAUUGUAUGUAAUUUUCUUAUGAUAUGUAGUGUAAUUUGUGUACCUAUGACUGCAUACUGGAGCUUUGAAGAACUAUUUUGAAUGUGGAAUUUGAAUUUGAAUUUGAAUUUGGAAGUUUUUAUACUUUUUGAGAGGAGGGGAAAACAGGACUCAAUAACCAACUCACACAAGUAUGACAUUGGACAUUGAUGGUGGCAAUUGAACCUAGGCCACCUUGGUGGGAAGCAAUGCUUCUAAUCACGGUGCCAGUGGUUCGUGCUCCCCUGGUUCGGAACAACAACGAGUACAAGUUACUAUUGUUGAACUUUACAAGUAAUUUUUAACUGAAAUUUUGCCCCUUGCACAUUGCACUGCCUUCAUUUUGAUUUGAAAUUAACAACUACCUUCUGGAAAGGAAAUGGAAAAUAUGUCGGGCUAGCUGCCAGGGGCAACCAACGGCAAUUUUCGGGAAAAUAUCUGUUCGGAAGACGAUUUGAGAACUAGAAUUUUCGGAACAUUUUUUGUUGUAAAAUUUCUUGCUUGCCUGCCUCUCCUAGGAUUUUCGAACAUCUACAAAAUGGUAUAAUUACCCAUUUUAAACGGAUAUUUACCCUAAAAAAGGCCACCUAGAAAUUUCGGGAGCCUUUUCCUGGCUAAAAUUUUCGAAAAGGUAAGUUUUGAUCCCUAUAAUUUUCGGAUCACUAGACUUUCAGCUAGGAAAUCCGAACAGAUGAAAAGUUUUUAGGGGAUUAAAAAAUGCCUAUAUCUACCGUUUAAAUACUAAAAUACGUUCAACAAUGCUAUGUUAAGUGGUUUUGAACUAUAUCCUCGUUGGGUGCCCCUGAGCUGCGGCUGCAGUGCUUAGUAUGUAGAACUUGAUAGCUUAUCGCGUCCUUGUCACCACAGGAGGCCCAGCUGCUGUCAUAGUUCAGUCUAAACCAGCACAUAUUCAGGCAACCCACUCUCAGGAUCACUCCACAGUUGUUGCCAUGGAAACUGAUAAGCUAAGGAAGGAGUAUGAAUCAAAGCUGGCAGAAAUGAAAGAGUCUUAUGAAGCAGAACUGAUGUCAAAACAAAAACUGCAAGAAGAGAUGGAACGGUUGAAGAAUGACUAUAACAAGAAAGUUCAUAAUGUUGAGGAGCAGUAUGCUGGUGGUGGCAGUGGCGGUGACUCAGUGGGAGUGGGGAUGGGGGCAGUGCCUGCAGACAGCGCGAUCAGCAUGAUUGCCUUGGCUAAUGAUGCGGUAAGUUUGAAAAAGGUCAUCCAAAACACAUUUAUAGCUUUACUGCAUUAGCAGUAAUUGGCGACAAAACUAUCUCGUUAUUUUAAGUUACACUUUCUAUCUCUGUAAACGAAAAACGAUGCAUGUGCCGAAUGCCUUAUUUCUGUCAAUUCUUGCGAGCAAAGUGGACGAGUGUUUGUUUGGUUCACUUGAAGCCAUUUCCAGUCUCUAAGUUCACAUACGAUCCAACCUUUCUUUAAAUACCUAAACUGUUCCAGGCUCUCAGAUAGUGGGGAAGACGCGGACUCGACUAUCUCGGAACCUGCGUUCGUAUGACAGACGAUAUCUUGCGAGCAAGACGAGCACAAGGCUGUCUUGUUUUGGGUUUUCGGUAACAAAAAUUUGCCUUUCUAUUUUUCUUUGCGUUGAUUUUUUUCCAUUUCAUUUCAGCAGGAUCAGAAGACAUCGCAUCUUUCUGGUUCAAACGCGUCGCUUAACGCGAUCACAGGGCCGUUACAAGCGUUGCAAGAUUCAGGCCAAGAACAGAGUGUGUUACAGACAGUACAGGAUAAAGCAAAGAAAGGUGUACAGGACAUAAAGAACCUCGUGCCUGGCUUAGAAGAUCUGCGUUUCUUAAGUCAAGGUCUUCCCACUGACGCUUUGGUGAAACGUCUGCAAGAACUGCAGGAAAAUUUUGUGGGUGGAGAGAAAAAAAAUGAUCAGAAAUUGAAAGAAAAGAGGAAAGCGAAGAAAAACUAUGCUUUGACGCAAAGAGAGAAGCUAGCGAAGGCAGCAAGGAAAAUGGAAGACGAUGGAAUUAUGGUCAAGGUUUAUGACAAUUUACAAGACGAAAUCAAGGUGAAGAGUAAGAAGAUUGAUCAGAUGGAAGGACAGUUGAAAUCUGCGCAAUCUGAGAUUGAUGACCUUCAAAUUGAAUUUGAGCGCGAUCGGGAAGAUUACUUGGAAACAAUUCGUAAGCAAGAGCAAAUGAUCAAACUUCAGCAGCAGAUCAUGGAUAAGAUUCAGCCGUGCAUUCGGCGGGACUGUAAUUAUUAUAACAUUGACAAGAUUCGUUCAGAGAGCAGCUGGGACGAAGACUCCGGCAAAUGGAACAUCCCGGAGUUAGUUAUUACAAAAACAACACUUCCUACCCCUGGGAUUAUGCCGGGUGCAAACUCCCGGGGACCCAAAUCACCCGGUAUCAACAGACCCCAGAUUAACAACCAGGGACAGGCCAUCAAUGGGCACUUAGGUGGGUACCCUGAGGAGCCAACUGAGGAUCGCUUCCUUCAACAUUUGUCCAGAAGCUCGAAUGAAGAUUACGUGUCGAGCUAUUUUAAGCCGAAACGAGCGGAUAGGCUGUUGGCUGAGAACACAAGAAUAGACAGAUAUGAUAGACGAGAGUCUUCAUCUCCCUCAGGAGGAUCACGCGCUUCGCUUGGCUUCCCUUCCAACGGGGCUUCGACUGGGGGACUUAACAAUAAUGGACCUGCCCCUGGGAAUGUGGGAAGUAUGGGGAAUUCGGCCGGCAUGCCUCCUAUGGGAAGACCAGUUAGGCUGGAAUCCCUUCAAAUGCCGGGAGAAAAAGAGAAGAAGAGAAAGAAGCAUAAAAAUUUAGAGGAUAAAAGAAAAGAUGAGUGGUAAUCAGAAAUCCCCAAAUAUUCUUUUCUUCCGUAGUCAAGUUAGGAAAGAUCUAAAGUUAUUUUGUACGUACAAAAAGUGUAGAGUCAUAUUACCACUUUAAUGGAAGCUGUUACUGUGCUUUCUCGUGGUAAAUUUAUCGAUUCAUUUCUCUGAAAAUGGGCAAAUCUCUUGGGCUUAUAAUUAACUAAUUAUGAUACGUUUGGUAGUUAUUUUAAGACUUGGCUGCUUAGUUAGAAUUUACACGUAGUGUAUACGAAGAACUAGUCCUUCAGACUGGUUCACCCUUUCCUCAUGAGAAGAAGCCCAAUGCUGUAACCAGCCUUUUUAAAGAGUUGUGUUAGAAAUUGCUAAAUAGUCAAGGGAGGCUUACAAACUAUACCGUUACGAAACCUCACAGCCCUCCUCGCGGAGAGUAAGGCUCUAACGGACUAACUCGAAAUAGUUUUUACAUCUCUUCCCGGGACUAAUGUACCGUAUAUGUUGUGGUUCUAUUUUGUCCAUAGCCUGAUCGUCAGGCUUUUCUAUAGAGAAGGGGAGGAGAGAACGAUACCGGAAGAAAGAUUCCUCCCUCUUCCUCUCUUAAAAUUCUCCUCUUACUAAUCCCUAAGGAGGGCCCGAUACUCAGGCUAUUUUAUCCUUGGUGUAUUCUUUCCUUUGUAUUUAUUUAUGAUAAUGUUUGAUAAUGAGUGAAUUGAUACGUGAGAUGAAUUUUAAAUACUACAGUAAAUUUGCACCUAUACAAUUAACGAUUGAAAGAUAGAACCACAACCUUCAUAAUGUAUGAAAUGUAUAUAUGUGAAAAUACAAAGGUAUGAAAUUCUGGUGGUGCUACGCGCGAUGUGGCUUGCACGUUUGUGUAGUUUAUUUUUUUUGUCAAUAGGUAAUAACAGUUUUAGUUAUUGGAGAAAAACAACUGUUCUAGUUAGUUAAUGUAGAUAGAGGAGCUCCAUGUAGUUUAUUUGUGAGUGUACGCAAGUAACAACUGUUUACAUAAAAGAUAAGGGGGUGUUGUUGCUUUUUCUCGUCUCCACUUUUCUUACUCGUGAUCUGUGCCAACGGCCGUCCUCGGAUGUGGAAUCUUUCCAGAGCAUUGCUUAGUAGGAUUUGCUUUUACUCUCGCGCGAUAUCUGUGAAGGUCCAGAAAAAUGUGCUCGGAACAUUGGUAUUUUCAAGGAUGUGAGAAAAUGUCUGUAAAUUUUCUUUGUACACUGCUGCUCCUGUAUUCUUAAGAGUUUUUCGAAUUCCCACCUCGUUCGCGAAAAAUAACUUUGGAAACGAAGACAUCAUUCUAGUUGCUAGUUUGAAUUUGUUGAAGCGUGCAUUCUUUUUCACCGGCAAGUGAACUGCCUGUUUAGACCGCGAGCAGUCGUAAAGGCGGCUCGCCUUCUCGUAAGUUAGUUUCGCGCACUGUAUUGUUUCAAGAGACUGCUUGUGGUCUAAAGCCUACUUGACCAGAUUUCGCCUUUCAGCCGACGCAAACGAUAUCUGAGGACGGGUUUUUAUACUGUGUACUUGUUUUCAGCCGUUACCAUUUGCUGUUCUGAAAAUGUAUGAGUAUAAAUGAUGAAGUUUCUGUUCAUGUCGAGUUUAAAUACAUCGAUUUUCAGCAGUGAAGCGUACUUCAAGCACAUAGUGAAAGCUCAAAAACGCAAGAGAAAAAGAGGAGUGAUAUUACAAACAGGGUGUUUUUAAUCUUGCGGUUGUACAGACAAAUAUGAUCAAGAGUUGUAACUUCUCUAUUUUAAAUGUAUAUUUAUAAUUUAUGUCGUAUUUAAUUCCCAUACGUGGGGCGAAAAAGAACAGAUAUAGUAAAAAGUUUCUGUAGGUGUUCUUCUUGCCUAGUGUAAAAUGCACGUAGCGUUGUAGCUUGGGAGUUGCCAAAUAAACUGUACAUGUAUGUCAU